Saccostrea cuccullata (small rock oyster) is the source of this 1079-nucleotide messenger RNA. Its product is annotated as DNA-directed RNA polymerase II subunit RPB11-a-like. Gene Ontology annotation, biological process: transcription by RNA polymerase II. Gene Ontology annotation, molecular function: DNA binding; protein dimerization activity. The transcript is spliced from 5 exons. Gene Ontology annotation, cellular component: RNA polymerase II, core complex. The coding region runs from base 16 to 372 and encodes 118 amino acids. NCBI's taxonomy places the organism in Eukaryota, Metazoa, Mollusca, Bivalvia, Ostreida, Ostreidae. The record is from RefSeq and is a predicted model, not a curated record.
AAGAAACUCGGAAAGAUGAAUGCGCCACCAACAUUUGAAUCGUUUCUUUUGUUUGAUGGAGAAAAAAAAAUAACAAUUGAGAAGGACACCAAAGUUCCAAAUGCUGCCAUAUUUACUGUCAACAAGGAGGAUCACACUUUGGGAAACAUGAUCACAGCACAGCUUAGAAAGGAUCCUCAGGUGCUGUUUGCCGGGUAUAAAAAUCCCCACCCCCUGGAGCAUAAGUUUGUCCUGAGGGUACAGACAACAGCUGACUACAGUCCCCAGGAAGCCAUUACCCACGCCAUCACCGAUCUCAUCUCAGAGUUCUCUCUCUUAGAGGAGAGAUUUAAGGAGGCAGUCCGUGAGAAACAAGAAGGUGAUUUGAUAUAGAGAAACACUCACAAUCUGGCUCCAUUAUAGAAAAACAAAGAACUUCUACGACAAUGUGUUCAGAAGCAGGCAAAGAAAUAUAUUCCUGAACAGAUUGAUGAAAAUUUACAAAAUCAGCAGGAUAUGGACUAUGGAGGAGAAGCAUGUGAAAUUCAGUACUGGAGUUAAAGAUUUUCAUUAUUAUGUGGGGUUCCCUCCGAGGUUGUGUUCUGUGUUAAAGAGAGACGAUUUGAAAGGAAGUAUGUUGUAUUUUUAAGUCUGAGAGUAUUAUAGUGUAUGUGAACAUUUUGAGUGACUGUUGUUUAGUGUGCCUGUUUUAUCAUUUUAAGUAAAAUAUCAUACUCCAUUGAUUAUGCCAUCACAUCUCAUUAAGUGAGACACUUCUUGUUUUGUCAUAUUUAGUGAAUGAUGAGAGAAAUCCAAGAAGAUUUUUUUUAACUGUAAGAAUGUUGUUAAAUAUCUGUAACUAAUUAUGGACAUUUAUUGUUUCUUUAUCAACCAAUUCAGUAUAUAUUUUAUGAAAGAGAAUAUGUCUUGUGGAAUGGAUGCAUUACAGAUAAAGCUUUAAAAAAAUUAAAAUUGAACUGUUCUGAUUUCAUUUGCUGGAAUUAAUGAAGAAACAAAAAUCCAUAAAAAUUAUUGUAGAACAGUGGUUUCCAUGAAUAAUUAUGAACAUGAAAAUAAAAAAGUUUUCUACAACUCAAAAA